Messenger RNA from Cryptotermes secundus, 599 nucleotides. Its product is annotated as heat shock protein 70 A1-like. The record is from RefSeq and is a predicted model, not a curated record. The transcript has a single exon. The annotation marks the transcript as partial. Gene Ontology annotation, biological process: cellular response to unfolded protein; protein refolding. Gene Ontology annotation, cellular component: cytoplasm. Gene Ontology annotation, molecular function: misfolded protein binding; heat shock protein binding; ATP hydrolysis activity. Lineage: Eukaryota; Metazoa; Arthropoda; Insecta; Blattodea; Kalotermitidae.
CAAAGCAUUCAAACCGAGUGAAGAGUAGUAAGCAAAAGUGAAAGCACUACGAGAGCAUAUCUACAGUUCGUAAAUACGAGAAAGAGAUAGUGAAAGCGCAUUCAUUGGAAGAAGAAUAAUAAGUGAGAGCAUAAACAGUGAUUAAUUGUGAACUGAGACAUGGCGCCGAAAACCCCGGCAAUCGGAAUUGACUUGGGCACCACGUAUUCUUGCGUGGGUGUCUGGCAACAAGGCAAGGUGGAGAUCAUUGCAAAUGAUCAAGGAAAUCGCACGACUCCCAGCUAUGUGGCGUUCAGCGACACCGAGCGUCUUAUCGGAGACGCCGCGAAAAACCAGGUGGCCAUGAAUCCGGAGAAUACCGUCUUUGACGCUAAACGGCUGAUCGGCAGACGCUUCGACGAUGAGAAGAUCCAGAGUGACAUGAAGCACUGGCCCUUCACAGUGGUGAACGACUGCGGGAAGCCGAAGAUCCAGAUACAGCACAAGGGUGAAAGACGGAGGUUUGCCCCGGAAGAGAUCAGCUCCAUGGUGCUGACUAAGAUGAAAGAGACGGCAGAAGCUUUCCUGGGUACCAAGGUGCGGGACGCUGUCAUCACGGU